AUGCCAUCCAUGCUUUGAACUCUGGAUGCAAAUGUAAUAGACGUCCUCUUUUGUAAUUUGAUUCACUCGCAAUUAGGUCAGAAUUUGAAGUAAAAGGAAAUUCAAAAUUGAGCUCAAGGAAAACGACCAUGGCGUCGAAACGACUGAAAGAAGUAGAAAACGACAAGUUAAGCACUCUACCAGACCCUAUUCUCUGCCACAUACUCUCCUUUCUCCCAACGAGAACCUCCGUCGCGAAUAUGAGCCUCGUGUCUCGCAGGUGGCGCCACCUCUGGAAGCAUCUCGACGCCUUCCACUUCGACGACUCCGACUGGAACGGCGAAUUUCGGAAAACGUUCAAAAGGUUUGCAUUUUUUGUAAAUGCCGUGCUUUCCCUCCGUAAAUCCCGCGACAUUCGAAAAUUCCAUCUCAGUUGCACCAUCUCGGAUUUUUACAAGUUUUCCGGCGACUGCAUUGACGUGUGGCUCGACGCUGCCCUCGGGCCCCACCUUGAAGAACUGGAUCUCACAAUUGACAACGCCUAUGGAUCACGACUCUGUCUCCUCCCUCAUUCUUUCUUCAACUGUACCAAUCUCGUUUCUCUCAGUCUACUUGGUUCAAUCCAUAUGAGGAUCCAUUCUUCGGUUCAUUUUCCGUCGUUGAAGAAGUUGAAAAUCGACCCAGGCAUUAUGGAGCUUGAUACAGACAUUGUGCAAAACAAGAUUGACAUUAUGGUUCCAUUAGUUCCCUUUCUCUCUGGCUGCCCCGUGCUACAAACUAUUGAUACUUACUUUGAUUGUUCAUUCUUGACCAAAGUUCCAGUGCCACCUUCCUCCAAUAGGUUGAAAUCUUCCCAACGGAGUUUCUCUUGGACUUGCCUUGAAAUAGAUUCUGAUUGGCUUAAACCAAUGGGCAUUGGUGGCAUAGCCAAAACCACACUGGGUAUCAUUGGCAACUUUCAAAAUGUGGAGGAAGCAUAUCUCGAUGUUUUUUCUCUGCGCCAGAGUGAUUUUGUUGACCCUAUACUCUCCCUCCUCCACCAUCAAAAUGGUGAUUUACAUCUACUUUUCCGUCAUUCCACAUCAAAGUGGCCACUUUGCAACCCAGUUCUAAAUUAUCCAGAAUUUUGCAAUUUAAAUCAUUUGAAGUUCAUUCUUCCUUGCUUCAACAAUAAUCUGAUGCUCAACGUGCUUGUGAAAUGUCAUGUGCUUCAAGUUCUCAUAAUUCAAUGUAGCAAGGAGGAACCACCACCUUUUGGAUCAGGGGAGCCAAAGACAACAACGGUUCCAACAUGUCUCAAAUCCCACCUGACAUAUAUUCACAUAGAAGGAUAUCAAGGAUUCGAAGAUGAGCUAGCAUUUGCUGAAUAUGUUUUGAAUAACGGACAGAUUUUGGACACAAUGCUUAUUUCAUUUGAUACUUCAAUGGACCUCACAAACAAGUAUUGUUCUCGCAAAAGAUUAACCGAUAUACCAAGGAGCUCUGUCGCAUGCCAACUUAAAUUUGACUCAAAUGUGUCACCUUAAGUGCUUGAGUGGACUGCCAUGAUUUCUGAAGCUGGGGAUUCAUGUUUGGUGUUUGGUCAGAUUCUUACGGCGUCUUGAAAAGAUGACAAUGGGAGCAAAUGUAUGAAUAUGUAUUUUCCAUUUCAGCUGAGUUCAACAAAAAUAAUUCAUACUUUAAAAUUGUGAAGGAAAUCAAGUUUUUCAGUUGUUAAUAUUCAUUGAUAAAUGCAAAUUUGAAAUUCUGCAUUUUUGUUCAAUUAAAGAAAAAUCAAUAUUACACAAAUCCACCAAAAAAAUCAAUAGUUUUCA
Molecule: messenger RNA, 1793 nt
Organism: Vicia villosa (hairy vetch)
Lineage: Eukaryota; Viridiplantae; Streptophyta; Magnoliopsida; Fabales; Fabaceae
Product: FBD-associated F-box protein At4g10400-like
Exons: 5
Coding region: 129-1505 (458 amino acids)
Molecular function (GO): protein binding
Source: RefSeq, a predicted model, not a curated record